CAACGGUUUUUUUAAAUUCAAAAAUCUCAAUUUUCAAACAGUGAAUCCCUAUAGAGUGAAUACUUUUGAAAUCUGCACAAUUUUGUUCAUGAAAAUUUCAUUUGCGUGAAACUUUUUAACCGAUCUUUGUUAAGGCUUGGUUAAGGUUUUAAACUAUUGAAAAUAGUGAAACUUUUAAAUUUCCAACCUUUUUUUUAAAGCUACGAUGCUUAUCAGCAGUGAUAUUCGCAUUUUAUUUUGAAAUUUGCAUGGAAAUUUUUAAAAUUUGCACAAAAAACUUUUGAAAUUUGCACACUUUUUUGAUAGCAAUCUAUGACAUUUUUGAAUCAGAUUUGUGUCAACAAACAAUAUGUUUACAAUUUUAAGGGUGAAGAAAUAUUAUGUUUCGUGGGAAAGUUCCAAAGAAAUCCAACAAAUUUAUUGUUAUUGUGUUUUUAUAACAUCGUCAGAAGCAUCGUCGUUGAAUAUCAACAGGAAAAAUGCAUAUCCAUUAUAAGGCAUAAAACAUUAAUGUUUUGAAUCAGAAAAAUUAAUGUUUAUAUCAUAAGAAUUAAUGUUUACAUCAAAUUUCGCAAUGUCUCCUAAGCUUAAAAGUGUGCAAAUUUUAAAAGUGAAAAACAAGCUUUUUUAAAGGUGAUUUUUUGGGCACUUCCGCUUAUUCUUUCACAAAAGAAAUACUUCCAAAAUUUUAAACAGCUUAAGAACUACAUUUUUGGGUAUCAAAUGAGUUUGCAAUUGGGUAUGAGUGUACAAAUUUCAAAAGUGUGCAAUUUCAAAAGUAUUUACCCUACAUACCGAAUCAUAAUAUUUACCUUUUUCUUUAAAAUAAAUAAAACUCUCUCAUUUAAUUAAUCAAUCAUGAGCGACAAUGAAGAAGUAGCUACAAAACCAUUAGCAAUCGAGAGAGCAAAACAAGGACGUGCGAAAUGCCAGAAAUGCAAAAAUAAAAUCGAUACCGGCGAAUUGAGGCUUGCAAAGUUAAACUUUAACAAUCCAUUUGGAUCAGGUCCAUUAAAGCAAUGGUUUCAUAUCGACUGCUUUUGCGAAACGAAAGCAAAUAAACAGAAAAUAUCACUUUGUAGCUCGAAUGACAUAGAAGGAUGGGAUUUAAUUAGGAGUGCUGACCGUGAUCAUGCAAUUAAAGUAUUUGGUCCAGAUUUUAAAAUAUCCACAGAUGUGGAUUUACCGUCUACCUCAACUUCGUCAAAGCAGACGAAAGAUAAUUUAUUUAGUGAAUUUAAUAAGCUUAUUGAUAAGAUUGCAAAUGAACCGAGCUACAACAGCAAAAGUGCUAUUAUUCAAAAGUAUCUACGUGAAGGAAGCAACAGUAAAAAAUUCGAAGGGAAUCUCGAGAUAUGGCUUAAACUGUUAGUUCCUAAAGUUGACCAUCGAGUCUACAACUUACAAGAUAAGCAGAUUGUCAAACUGUUUUCAAGGAUAUUUGGACUGAAGCAUGAUGACCUCUUGAAAGACUUGCAAGCUGGCGAUGUAUCUGAGACAAUAUCCAAAUUUUUUGAAUCAUCACGUGACAUCAAACCAAUUGAGAAAAGUUCAUUGACAGUUAUGGAUAUAGACAAGUUCCUCGAUGAAUUAUCAACAAGAACUCUCGAAAAUGAUCAAAUUGAGAUAUUUGAAGAGAUCUGUAAGAAAUCCACAACUGAUGAUAUUCGCACGCUAAUUCGUCUAAUCAAAAAGGAUCUUAAAAUGAAUUGUCGAGAACGUCAUGUACUUGAUGCCAUUCAUCCUGAGGCAUAUGAAAGUUUCCAGAAAUCUCGUGAUUUAAAUAACAUUUUACAGCAAUAUGGAAGUAAUCUCGGAGCAACAAGUAAGUCAACAGCAAUAAAAUUAAGUGGCUUACAAGUCAUGACACCGAUAUCUCCAAUGCUUGCUGAAGCAUGCAAAGAUUUUGAUAAAGCAUUAAGUAAAUGUCGUGAAGGAUUUUACAGUGAAGUAAAGUAUGACGGCGAAAGGGUCCAAAUUCACAAAAGGGGAAAUGACUUCAAAUUCUUUAGUCGCAAUUUAAAACCAGUUCAAGAACAUAAAAUCGGAAAGAUCAAAGAAUAUCUUCCAAAAGCUUUCCCAAAUGCAAGCGAUUUAAUCUUAGAUUCAGAAAUAAUCAUGGUCGAUACAAUAAGCGGAAAUUUAUUGCCUUUUGGAACAUUAGGAAAGCAUAAGAAGAAAGAACUUCAGAAUGCCUCAGCAUGCCUUUUCAUAUUCGAUUGCCUUUAUUUCAAUGGUGAUGAUUUGACAAAGAAAACUUUAAGGGAUAGAAAGAAAUUCUUAGAAUCAAAUAUGCAGCCUAUAAAGCAUCACAUUGAAUUGUCCGAAUAUAAAUUAUUAACGAAGAAGAAUGAGCUUAUUGAAAUGACAAAGGAAGUAUUGAAGAAAGGACUUGAAGGAUUAGUAUUGAAAGGUCUCGAAACAAUUUAUGAGCCGGGAAAAAGGAGAUGGUUAAAGGUCAAAAAGGAUUAUUUAAUGCAAGGAUCAAUAGCAGACAGUGCAGACUUGGUCGUGUUGGGUGCUUUUUAUGGAACGGGUAAGAUGGGUAAUCGAUUUAGUAUCUUUUUAAUGGGAUGUUAUGAUGAGAAAUGUAAAGUAUGGAAGACAGUCACAAAAGUUCACAGUGGAUUAGAUGAUGCGACAAUGGAAAAGAUGCACAAGCAGAUAUCACCAUUAAUGGAACCAUUCAGUUCAAACAAGAAAUUACCACAAUGGGUUCAAAUCGAUCGAUCACUCAUCCCCGAUGCGCUAACGACAGAUCCAUUUAAAAUGCCAGUUUUUGAGAUUGUUGCUGCUGAAUUUACCGAUUCGGAUGUUCACACAGCAAAUUCAAUUUCUAUGAGAUUUCCUCGUAUUACAAAGAUUCGUAAAGAUAAAUCACCCAAAGAGGCUACAACAUUAGAUGAAUUGACGCAUUUGUAUGAAGAAUCAAAGGCAGGGCUUAAUAUUGAUGAACUCAACAAAUUGAAAAGCAAUAGUGAAGAUGUAGAUACUAAUAAAAAGUCUCCUGUUACUAAAACUGCAUCAUCAUCGUCAAUGACAUCGAAAACAAGUUCAACGGAAUUGAUGAAGCGUAAAUCAGAUGAUAACAAGAGAAGCAAUGAUGAAGAAUCACCUUCUAAGAAAAUCAAGUCUCGUAAUUCAGAAAGCAAUCAAACAAGUGAGAAUCUUUUCGAAUCAUUCGUGCUAUUCGAGACAGACAGCUUGAAUGAGAACCAAAUUGAUAGCUUCAAAAAGUACGGAGGGAAAAUGACGAAAAAAUCAAUGAAAGCUAAUUUGGUGCUGUAUGAUGGAUGCGAGGUCAAAGGACAGUAUAGUUCAGACGAUACAAUCGAAGAUGAAAUUAAUGCAAUUGAACGAGCUCUGGCGGAAAAUUCGAAAUAUGAAAUGCAUCGUAGAGCAUUGGAGAAAAUAUUCGGUAACUUAUUAAAUACUUACGAACGUAAUGCCGAUUUAUAUGAACCAGUGGAAGAGGAUGAGAAGCGUUCGAUUGCAACACUUGCGAAGAAUGGACAAUUACCAUCGCGAGAACCUGAAACUGAAAUGGAUUCAAUAGGAGAAGAUGAUAAUGGUCAUAAAAGAAAUAUUGCUUCAAUGGCACGUACAGGCAUGAUUGGUGGAAAGCGAAAUAUACAGUCUUUAGCAAGACAAUGGCAGUAUGCGAAUGGAAAGCGAAACAUAGGCUCACUGAUGCGAAACAACAUGUUUCCCGGCUCCGGAAAAAGAAACCUUGCAGCACUAGCUCGAAAUGGCUUUGGCAAAAGGAAUGUUGGAACACUCGCAAGAGACUGGGCAUUACCAAAAUUGAAUGGCGGAUCAAAAUAUGCUGAUGAAGACGGAAAACGCAAUAUUCAAUCUCUAAAGAAUUCAAUCAAAGGAAGAAAGAAGCGCGAAAUUGUCGGUGAAAACGAACUUUCCGAGGGUGUCUUUCAAAAUGGACCCGUUGAUUACGAUGAACUCCUUCAGGCUUUAAAUGACGAAUUCCCAUAUGCUGAAAAGAGAUUUUUGGCACCUUAUGAGUCUGAUAAUGAUAAUAAUGAUAAUGAUUACGAUGCAGCAACAACAAUAACAUUAGAGAAACGUCAUCUUGGUGCACUCGCUCGCAGUGGCUGGAUACCCUCAUUUAGGCCGAUACGAAAUCGUUUUAGUCGAUCAGGACGUACGGAGAAUAUGGAACAAACUGGCGAAUCCUUCUACCAACUCGACAGACUACGACCGGCUCCUCUCGUAGGCACUUCUUGUAGACGAUGCGAACAAGACCAACAAUCUACAAAUGGUAUGAGAGGUCAGUGGGGUUUGGGCGAUAAUCAUUAUCCAUCCUUUGGGGGUUUAUCAUCUCCCGUUCGAACACGCUCAGGCAGUCGAUCACGUUCACCAAGAAUAACAGCAUUAAAUUGGCGUUCGGAUAGAUGGUAGAAAGUGAGAGAAAAGGAUAAAAUUGUGUAUAGAUUAUGUUUGAAUCGCGUAUGAUAAAUCCUCAUUACCAUUUCAUUUUACUUUUAUACUUUAUCCUACUCAGAGUUGUGAAUAUUGAAUAUUGAUCGUGGAAGUCAAUCUUUUUGUUGAUUCGAGUGCUCAAAUUGCUUUCCGUCAUCAAUUAUUAUUUAUAAAUCAAAAAGUCCACUUACAGCAUUGCGAAGGAGUAAAAUAACAUUUUUGGUGGGUUUUUCGAUGUAAACCAUUGCUUUCAAUCUGAAUUGAUUCAAACUACAUAAGUGCUGCUAAUGUUAUUUAUUUUUAAAAUAAUUGCAAAACUCACUGGGGAUUAUAUGGAAUGUUAUUUUUGGACCAGACUAUGUUGUUGAACUCUGACUAAUUGCUUGGAUGUAGACAUUAAGGACACUCAAGAAGUAGCCGUUAAUAUAGCCAUAUUACGUUGCAAUCAGCUGAAUUUGCAAUUAACACGAACUAAGGUAGCGCUUUGGUACCAAAAAUAUCAAUUUCUGCUAGUUCCUUACUGUUUUUUUUAAACCAUUCUUAGGCCCUUAUCAUAGGACCUUACCUUAUAAUAUCACUGUACUUCUUAGUGACGAUUAUGAUUAUUUGGCUAGAUUCUUAAAAAUAUACGAGCCUUAGUUUAUGAAUCAACAAUUAAAUGCUGAACAUUUCCAAUUCAAUGGAACCUAAACUUCAAAAUGUUACAGUACCGUACAUAAGAAUUAAUAUUUUCUAUAAAAAUAAGGCAAAUAAUACAAAACUUCUUCAAUUUCAACCCAACAACAUCCAACUCUGAGAUUUUUUAUUAUUUCAUCCUCAUUUUAAAAUUUAAAAGCCUAGAUUGAAAGCUUUUUGCUUCAAUAAAACUUGAAAGCAUCGUUCCUUUUUAUUGUUUCCGUGGUUUCCAAUUAAUUUUAAUCUCCUACUUUAUUUUUAUAGAGUAGAUUUGAUGAGAAUUUCUUUGAUUUAAAUCCCAUAUUAGUGUUCAAUUACAUUAAUAAGUCAGUACAUCGCCCACUUGACGUAAACUCUCAUGACUUGAGCUACGAUAAUCUUACUUAAUUCUCGUAAACAUAUAAAAAAUAAAAUCCAGAUUUUUCAUAUCCUAUUAUUAUGAUUAAUAUAAAUAGAUAAAAUACAAUACAAGCUAAUAAGAAUGACGAUGAUGAUGAUGAUGAUGAAUAUACAUAUAAAAUAUCUUACUUAUGACGAAAGAAAUGAAAACAUAUUUGCCAUAUCAUUGUAAGAUUGAAAUCUCCUGUAACUAACGUAAGAUUUAUUAAUUUGACAUCCCACCAACGCAAGUUUAGUUCAAACUUCUUUUCUUACUUACGUUAUUUCAUUUGAUUUGAUUCAUAUGCUUACGUAUUAUCAAAAAGAAAAUAGGAAAAAAAUGGAAAAAAGGCCAUCCAUCAUCAAAUUAUAUAUCUAUCAUGUGGCUGGAAUGGUUUAUGGUCAUUUUCAAUUACUUUUUUUUUCUCUUUUCUUUUUGAUUUUUCUUUAUUCGUGUUUAAGAUGAAGGAAAUUAAAAAUAGUUACGAAUUAUAAGAAGAGAUAAGGAGACUCUUUGAUAUCUCAUGAAGAAAUGGAAUUUGAUGGAAAUGUUCAAAGCUCAAAGAAGUUAUUUUUUUGUGAAUCAAAAUCCUUUUUAAGAAUUGAUCAUUUUGGUCUAUGAAAAUUAGAUAUUCAACUGAUUUUAGAGCAGAUAUCGAGAAUCUUUAGGUUGAAUGAUCUCUUGAAUAGCAUUUUUUGGUCUCCGAAAGAAAUAGAUAUGGAUACAAAUGAUAGAAAUGAAUGCAAAAUUAAAUAUUGAAUUGACAAUACUUGGAUUAUUACUAGUAAUGAAGAAUGAUUCAAAGGAACAAACUAUCUGUCAAAUAUAGUAUAGAAUAGUUGUCAUCAAAUUCUUACGAAAAAUAUGUUAAUCAGACCGGUGAAAAGUUGGCUUCAAUCAUGCUUUAAAAAAGUCUGUUUAAUUUCAGCCUUGCUUAAAACAAACUUUUUAAUUUUCUCGAUGCUGCGAAAGUCAAUGAAUCUUAAGGACGAUUCAAGAUGUAUAGAUGAGCUCAUACAAAGUAUACUUGACCAUACUUGACCAUACUAUUUUUGUAUACUAAUACAAACAAAAAAAAUUUUAAAUUUAAAAUUUUCAAGUUUUCAUUUAAAUACCGAUAAAUUCAUAACUGUUCGACUUUAGUCAGUUACUUUAAUUAAUAGUAAAGCAUUUGCAAUAUUCCUGUACCAACAAAACAUAAAAGAAAGUUGAAAAUUUUGCAAAACAAAAAUUUAAAGUUUUCUAUCAUAGUGUUAGUGUUUACAGAAAAUUCAAAAGUUUGUCCCUUAAAAACAGUGAUAUUUUUGUAUGAGCUCAUCUAUAUAUCUUGGGACGAUUCUACAACUUAAUUGACUAAGAUCAUAUUUUAUAAAUCGAUCCUUUAGUUGUGGUCUGUCUUAGUUCUAAAGUUCUUAUAGAUGAAAAUCUAGAGGCUGGUUUCUGGAGCUCCUUAGGACACCUUACUCUAGUUCCAAUCAAAUUUUGUUUGUCCAUUUUUGAUCCUUGAGUAGGUUGCCCUAAGUUGUCCUAUAAGCUAGUUUGAUAAAAGAGUUUUCGAUAUCAAUAUAAAUUCUGGUGAGUUCUAAAAUUUAUUUUUACCAUCAAUGCCACUCGUCACGAAGAAACAAAGCUAAUCAAAGCAUAAUCAAGCUUCUGAACAUUUCCAUUAAAUUCUUUAUGUCUCAAAAUUAAUUCAAGAAUGUCUAAAUUUAAAAGAUUUUUUAUUUUACAAAUUUAAUGUGAAACUCAGCCGUGUAAUAUUUCUUCUUGCUGUGCAUAUGACAAUGCUUUGAAGUUUUUCUAUUAAAAGAAUAUUGAGAGAAUAAAAAAUAAUAAUUCAAUUGACAAUAAUUUCAAAUAAAAAGAAAAAAUUCUCUCGUUUUUCAUGAAAAGUUGAGGAAGAAGAAUGAAAAAUUUUAAUGACAAUAUCAAAUAAUAAAAAAAAGGAACUAAUAAUGAUGAAAAAAAUAAUUAUGAGACAAUACAUUAUACAAAUAUUUAAAAUAACUAUUUAAAAAAAAAUUAUUUCCAAUAAAAUUGUGAGGGAAUGUCUGAAGGCUUUGUGCUGUUGUUGAAUAUGGGAUGGAAUUUUUGGAACAGAAUCCGAGCAGCAAUGACUAAGAGACUGAUUUGGUGACUACAAUGUUGAAAGUAGAACUUUACUUCUUCAAUAUAGCAGUGAUUACCACUCGGGGUUAUGUUUUGGACUAGAAUAUUCAUCCAGAAGAGAUAUUACAAUGAAUUUGCUGAUUUUGAGGAUGUAGGUUUAGUUAUCUGGCAAUUGAAGUGAUGACUUGCUGUUCCAGAUCACCCCAAAUGAUGCAAACGGAACAGAUUAUAUUCAAGUUUGUAACAAACAAACAACAUUCAGAAAAUAGUACUUGAGAUUGCUUUCGGGAUAUCCAGAAUUUUUAGUUUAACCCAAAAGGGAAAUUAGAAACCUCAGCAAAAUAUUCUGUAGGUCUAUAAACCAUCGCGAAUAGCAAAUGGCACAAAAGAGACGAAAAUUGAUCUAAUCCACAAAAAUCAAGAUCGGAGCUUGAUAAACCUUGUAUUAUUCAGCACAAAUCUAGUUCUUUGUUGAUUAAGGAUAUGUCACAUAGCCAAAAUGGUGCUGGUUUCAUCUGCCCAGUGUUGUAGCUUUUUAUUCGCCUCUUUAACAUCUUAUGCCAUUCGUUCAUUUGAAUCCCAAAGUUCAAACAUAAUGACUGCUUUUACCCAUAAAUCUUGCUAAUCAUUCGCGGUUAAAUUAUUCCACAGUGCAAAGCUGAGACAAAACCACAGUAAGACAAACCAAAGAAUUUCCUUUAAACUAUGUGAAAAAUUUAAAGAAGAUUUUUUUUUAUUGUGUGAUGCUUCAUCACCCCCAAAAGCAUACAAUACAUACUAUAAAAGGAAAAGAAAUUACAUGACAAUACAUGAAAAAUGACUAUAAUAUUAAACGUUAACAAACUUUAUUGAGUUUAUUAUAUAGACAUACUCAUAAUAAUAAUAAUAUAAAUGAUGAUGAUGAAAAUAUCAAAUAAUUUAUGAUUGCUUACUUAUAUGAUGAAAAAUGACAAGAAGCUUUCAGUGAAGAAUGAUGUAUAUAAGAGAUACACACAUACACACACAAACACAAAAAUAUACACUAACACAUACACAAAUACAUACAAUUUAAAUUAAACUUAUCACAUUAUAAUGCAUAUGAUGAUAUUUUAUUUAACUUAGAUAUUAAGGACAUACAUAUUUUACAAAGAAUAAAAGAAUCUUCCUUGUAUUUCCUCUCUUUUGCUCUGACACAUGUAAUAAGAGUUAAUGAACAACCUACAUACAAUACAUAUUUAUUUACAAUGAAACACACAAAAACUUAUUUAAAAAUGAACAUUAAAAACUUAAAAAAAAAACAUUUAUCAUUCAAAUGGACAUCAGGCUUCCCUAUAUUUUAUCAGUAACUGACCCUGAUGUGUAUUAGAAUAGUAGAAAUAAAGUCAAGAUCAAUAAAGUUUUGAGUCAAUAAAAAAUAAAGAACUCAAAUAGAAAGAAAUGAAAAGUUUUUGAAUAUUUUUGUGGAACUUACUUUUCAGGCAUGGUCGUGUAAAUUGAUAAAGCGAAGGAUUUUAUCAUAGGAAUGAUUCUGGCUGGCAAAAAUAGAUUUUAAACCAAAGUUGACGAUCAAAUAGCUUUGCUGAUCUUUGUUCUUGCUCAGCAUUGUUAAGCAACUUGUUCUAACACAAAAGUCACUUAAACCAACCUUAAGAUGCCAACAAUAGCUUAGCAAAAGCACAUAUUGUCUGUGGCAUAAACAUACAUUUGUAAAGAUCUUUUGUUCACUUUUGUGAAACUCGAGAUCAAGACGUAAUUUGCCUACACCCCCGGAGACACCACUGGAUGUCAAAAUCUUCAAAAAUUU
Molecule: messenger RNA, 9383 nt
Organism: Chironomus riparius
Lineage: Eukaryota; Metazoa; Arthropoda; Insecta; Diptera; Chironomidae
Source: the annotation of a GenBank genome assembly